Molecule: messenger RNA, 507 nt
Organism: Salvelinus sp. IW2-2015
Lineage: Eukaryota; Metazoa; Chordata; Actinopteri; Salmoniformes; Salmonidae
Product: single-pass membrane and coiled-coil domain-containing protein 1
Exons: 4
Coding region: 1-507 (168 amino acids)
Source: RefSeq, a predicted model, not a curated record
AUGGUCGUGGACAGGCAAAAGGUCCAAACCAGUUCAGAGCUCCAGAGGUUGGGGAGUCGGCUGGACGCAAUCUUUGGUCGUUUUAGGGAGCUGGAUGAGGCAGAGAGGGUCCUGACAGGGAGGCUGAAGCGCCACAGGCAGGCUCUGGACAAACAAAAACAACAAAAGCAGGUCUGGACCUCUCUAUUAGAGGACAGUCUGUCCACUGUGGAGGUCAGCCUGCUUUUAGGGUAUGUUUCCGACACCUUCCACAGCUGCCACACUCUGGUCCUGCAGCGCGUGCCUGACCUGGCCCCCAGCCUGCCCACCACCGCCUCUGUCCUCCGCACACAGCCCAAGAACCGCCGGGGGUACCAGUGUGACUACCAGAGGACAGGGAAGAGGGACGGGCAGCAGCAGAGCGACGUGGGCUGUGAUACGGAGGUGUGUCAGAACCAGGCGCUGAGGGCCAUGCAGGUGGUGGAGAGAGGCAAGGCGGGACCCAUCGAGAUGAGAGGAGGAGCUUGA